AGGCGGAACUACGGAAAGGACGUAUACAAGCAGUCAGCCAGAAAAAGAAACAGUGCAAGUUAUGUCACUUUAGUGAUCCAUAUUGCAUCAAGAUACCUUUGGUGUGAAUUGUAGUUUGUAUCUAUAUGUGACCUUGCGACUGACUGACGACUGCUUCAUGUUGUAGUCUGCCUUCCGCCCGAAGUCAGCUGAGAUAGCCUCCAGCAAUUCCCCCUCAACCCUGCUCAGGUGUUGAAAGUGGAUGGAUGGAUGGAUGGAUAUGUAUAUUUUUUGUACCCUUGUCGUCACUGGUAUCUGCCGAUACCUAGCGCAAUCUGUUACCUGGCUUUUGCAGAGGAGAUCGACAUGCUUCCUGUAGUGGUCGUCCAUGGAGGAGCUGGCUUUGUGCCAAAAGAGAGAGCAAUGCAGUCCAAGGCUGGGGUUUGCGCAGCUGCUCGAUCUGGGUAUGCCAUCCUCCAGAGUGGGGGAAGCAGCAUGGAUGCUGUGGUUGAAGCUGUGACCAAACUGGAGAAUAACCCCAGCUUCAAUGCAGGAUGUGGGUCAGUGCUAACCACAAGUGGCAAUGUGGAGAUGGAUGCCAUUGUAAUGGAUGGGAAAACACUCGCGAGUGGUGCUGUCUCUGCUGUACGCAAUAUAGCCAAUCCUGUGCAGCUGGCAAGACUGGUAAUGGAGAAGACCACUCACACCUGUCUGACAGCACAUGGUGCUAAUCAGUUUGCCCGAGCCAUGGGUGUCCCUGAGGUGCCGCAAGAAUCCCUCAUCACAGAAUACUCCCGAAUGCGUUGGGAAAAAAACCUGGCACCUGAUGCCAACCCUGUGGAGUGCCAAAUGGGAAAGAUGGGCACCGUUGGAGCUGUGGCAGUUGACAUCGAAGGCAAUGUAGCAUGUGCUACUUCGACUGGUGGAUUACUGAACAAGAUGGAAGGACGUGUGGGUGACACACCCUGCAUAGGAUGUGGAGGCUUUGCUGACAAUCAGGCGGGAGCCGUGUCAACCACAGGCCAUGGAGAGGCCAUUAUGAAGGUUACUCUGGCUAGACUCAUCCUGUUUCACAUGGAGCAAGGUCAGUCGCCAGAGGCAGCCUCUGACCUCAGCCUGGCCUACAUGAAGUCCAGAGUGCAGGGAUUGGCUGGGGUGGUGACAGUGGAUCCACAGGGUCAAUGGGCUGCUCGCUUCACCAGUUCUCAAAUGGCCUGGGCUGCAGCCCAAAAGGAUUGCCUCCACUACGGUUUAUACACCGGGGAACACUUCACCCAAAGCAUUGAUGAACCUUAAUGAGAGAAAACACACGACUCAGGAAAGUUUCCCAUAUACAUUUCUUUGUUUAAAAUAAUUAUUCACAAAAAAUCUAUUUUUCCUUUACUGGGGCUAUCCUAAGGGUUUCACAUAAGGGCUGUCUUCCUGGAAGUUCCAUUAUGAGAAUACAAUAAACAUACAAUUACAUACAGCAUUUAAAGGUUUGCAUUAACAGCACAAUCUGAAUCUAUUUUAUCUGAAAUAUUGUGUUGUUUUAAAAGUGAAGGCAAAGUCACUUUUGCGCUGGUGAUGAAGGUUACGACUAAAUCACAAUGAUGACAGUUACAUCUUACAGCCACAAGAGGGUGAUGUUGUAAACGAAACAAAAGAUGAAGUGAGUUGACAAUACAGUACAUUGCAGAAUUUCUUUGGACGCAUAUCCAUGUUUUCAGAUUGUUACUCGACAUGAAAUUAUGUUAUUAAAUCAGAUUUCAAAUAAAAAGGGAUUUGUUUUUC
Messenger RNA from Hippocampus comes (tiger tail seahorse), 1752 nucleotides. RefSeq names its product asparaginase and isoaspartyl peptidase 1. Gene Ontology annotation, cellular component: cytoplasm. The coding region runs from base 250 to 1275 and encodes 341 amino acids. Lineage: Eukaryota; Metazoa; Chordata; Actinopteri; Syngnathiformes; Syngnathidae. The transcript is spliced from 8 exons. Gene Ontology annotation, molecular function: asparaginase activity. The record is from RefSeq and is a predicted model, not a curated record.